AUGUUUAUAGUAAUUUUAAGUGUUUUUAUGGUAUGCUUAAUAUCAUGGGUGUAUCUUCGUUGGAGAAAUGUGAGAGAGUAUUGGGCAAGGCGUGGUGUGCCUCACUUGCCACCUCAUCCCCUCAUGGGUAGUCUUACCUUCUUGCAGCAGAAGAAUCCUGCUUUAUGGAUGAUUGAUAUGUACAAACAGUUCAACACUCCAUACGUAGGUAUAUGGUUGUUCUGGAAACCAGCGGUAAUCAUAAAUUCACCGGAAGUCGCAAAAAAUGUACUCGUCAAAGACUUCGCGUAUUUCCGGGACAGAUUUCUGAGGUUGAGCUCCAACGAUCCGGCUAGGGAGAUGAUAUUUACAGCUAAAGAUCCGCUCUGGUCGUCGAUUCGUCGUAAUCUGACUUCAGUAUUUACUUCCGCAAAGUUGAAAUCGAUGCAGGCUCUCUUUGACAGUAAAAUCAAGGAAUUAAAUCAACGAAUCAAUAAUACAAAGGAGAAAAGCAAAAUUAACUUAAGGAUGUUAUGUACAGACUUCAGCACAGAUAUCAUUGCCACUGCUUCGUUAGGGAUUCAAACCACGGCGACUCUCUCUGGAGAAGAUCCAGUUCGGACAGUCACAAAAGAAUUUAUGGCUUUUAAUUGGUACAGAGGCAUUAGUUGGAGCACAAUAUUUUUUUAUCCAAAACUAGCUAAUUUUUUUAGAUUUCAAUUAUUUCCCGCUGUGUCAACUAAAUUUUUCAACAAAAUAUUACAAACUGUCACCAAACAGAGAUUGAAAGAGAAAACCGAUUUUAACGAAGCGAAAGACUUACUGGAUGCACUAAUUAUGCUUAAGGAUGGGCUGGGAAAGGAGGAAGAAUAUUCAGAUGACGUCGUUUUGGCUCAAGCCAUUUCUUUUAUCUUUGGAGGAUUUGAAACUUCUGGUUCCACAUUAAGCUUUGCAUUGUAUGAACUAGCGUAUCAUCCGGAUGUCCAGGAAAAGUUGUAUCGUGAACUAAAUGAGGCAAAUAAAUCUCAAGAUUUGGAUAUUGGCACAUUACAUGACUUGAAGUAUUUAAAUUGCAUUAUUAAAGAAACACUCCGCAAGUACCCUCCCCAGGGCUGGCUGGACAGAGUGGCCGCGAAGGAUUAUAAAAUAGAUGAUAAACUAACAAUUCCCGCGGGAACUCCAAUUUACGUAAACGCGGUGGGAAUGCACUAUGACAGCGACUUCUACCCUGACCCUGAAACAUUUAACCCUGAUAGAUUCCUGCUCGAUAACGAGAAAGACAAAAAGCAAUUAACUUAUUUGCCAUUCGGAGAAGGACCACGAGGCUGUAUUGGUAGAAGAUUCGGCGAGAUAACAAUAAGAAGCGCGCUAUCGAGCUUAGCUUUGAAUUAUAAACUGAAUCCAGUACCUGGAGAACUAACACCUUCAGAAAUGGAAUUUGAGAAAAAAGGUCUUAUUCUAUCCCCAGGACAAAACCUACAUAUUGAUUUUCAGCUUAGAGAUUAG
Pieris macdunnoughi is the source of this 1485-nucleotide messenger RNA. The record is from the annotation of a GenBank genome assembly. Lineage: Eukaryota; Metazoa; Arthropoda; Insecta; Lepidoptera; Pieridae.